GUGUUCUCAUCGCCUUUGGUUUCGUCGGUUUCUGCAAUUUCAUUCUGCAGUUUAUAUUUAACGGGUUAAUUCACUGCGAAAUCGUUGGAAUUUAUUAAUAAUUUGCAGUAGUUUUUCAAAAUGAGCUCUAUCGGUACUGGUUACGAUCUGUCGGCAUCUCAAUUUUCGCCUGAUGGAAGAGUUUUCCAAAUUGAGUAUGCCGCAAAGUCGGUCGAGAACAGUGGUACCGUCAUUGGACUUCGUGGUAAAGACGGGGUUAUAUUGGCGGUGGAAAAGCUCAUUACCAGCAAACUGUACGAACCGGAUUCGGGAACUCGAAUUUUCACUAUCGACACUUCUAUUGGAAUGGCCAUCAGUGGAAUGAUUGCAGAUGGACGCGCUGUUGUGGACAUUGCACGGCAGGAAGCUUCCAACUACCGACAGCAGUAUGACAGACCGAUUCCACUAAAGCAGCUCAAUGAUCGAUUGUCCAGUUAUUUCCAUGCUUACACGUUGUACAGUGCCGUACGACCCUUUGGUGUAAGCGUUAUUCUUGCUUCGUGGUCCGAAGAAUCCGGUCCAGAAAUGUAUAUGAUUGAUCCUUCCGGAUUCUCGUGUGGCUAUUUCGGAUGUGCUGUCGGCAAAGCAAAGCAAACGGCAAAAACGGAAAUUGAGAAAUUAAAAUUAUCAGAAAUGUCCGUGAACGAUUUGAUUACUACUGCUGGGAAAAUCGUUUAUCAAGUGCACGAUGAACUCAAAGACAAGGAUUUCAAACUGGAACUGAGCUGGGUCUGCCAGGCAUCGGAAGGUCGUCACCAGGUGGUACCAAGCGAACUAUACCUAGCGGCUACCCGAGCUGGACAGGAAGCAGUCGAUGAGGACGAUAGUGAUAAUGAUAUCUAGAUUUUGGAUUUUGUUGUUUUGUAAGUUCAUCUGAUUCAUUUCGUAAAAAAUAAAAAAUAACAAAGGGCAAAA
Molecule: messenger RNA, 954 nt
Organism: Malaya genurostris
Lineage: Eukaryota; Metazoa; Arthropoda; Insecta; Diptera; Culicidae
Gene: Prosalpha7
Product: proteasome subunit alpha type-3
Exons: 5
Coding region: 121-882 (253 amino acids)
Biological process (GO): ubiquitin-dependent protein catabolic process
Cellular component (GO): proteasome core complex; nucleus; proteasome core complex, alpha-subunit complex
Source: RefSeq, a predicted model, not a curated record